CCUCUCUCUCUUCAGUGUUCUUCGCGCUUCGUUCUCUGGUCCACCGUCUCCCUGCAUGAGUCUCUCUCCGUCCGGGCUCCUUCGCUAUGCUCGACGGCGAAAGUCGACAAUUCCGGAAGUUGACGAGUCCAAAGUCUUGAGGCCAAGUCCACUACAAGCUGCGGCGGCGGCCGUCGGGGUUUCUGAUUCAGUUUCAGGCUGUGUACACUCUGAACCCAUGGAGGAAACAGAAGAGAACCUUCAGGAGAGUAGUGAUACUAAUCCCACGGAUCAUAGUGCUGGUAAUCUUGGGGUGGUUGUGAGAGAGUCGGAAGCAGAAUGCCUGGUUGAUUCGACUUUUGGGAGAGAGAUGAUUUCAGAGAGUGAUAAGCUAGUUGAUUCAGAUGGAUUGCCUGUGACCGAGGACAUGGCGGGAGCUUCCAAGUCUGUGGUCGAUGCUGUUGAGACUGGAAACCCACAAGAUGAACAACCACAAAUGGAUUUGGAUUUGAGAGGAUUGGUGAGCUGUGAAAGGAAGGCUCCCUUUGAUCUGAGCAAUGACUUGCAGAUGGAUCCCGGAUGUGGAGAUGGUUACCUUGAGAAUAUAGGGAAGAAAGUUGAGGUUUUGGAAUCUCAAUGCCAUGUUGUUUCAAACUUGGUGGUGACAGAGAGUGGAAACCUUAGUGUUGGUGGAGCUUCCGGUGAUUCACAGAGAUCAUCCGUGGAGUCUCUGUGCCAUGAGUCUCAUGUUACUCAGGUUGAGUUGAGAACUGCUAAUGCAAGCAGCCAGCCACACGAUGAACGGCUCAUGGAUGUAGAUUCUAAAGGAGCAGAGAGUAGCCCUCACUGUGAAAGGAAUGCUCCUUUUGAUCAGAAUGAUUCCCUGCAGAAGGGUGCAGAAAUUGGAAGUGAGAAUUCAGCGCCUAAAGUUGAGGUUUUGAAUCCUGAAUCUGAAUGCAAUGAUGUUUCAACCCCAGUGGUCACUGAGGGCGUUGUGGAGAGAAAGCUAAGUGAUGGAGCUUCUGGUGAUUCACAAAGAUCAUCUAUGGAAUCUCCUUUCCUAGAAUCUCACGUUACUCAGCCCGAGGCAAGCGCUUCACCAUCUGAGGGCCUUCAUUCUGACAACAUUGGCACUGCAAGCGUCGUCGAGCCACAUGAUGAACGACCUAUGGAAGUAGUUCAGGAAGGAGCAGGAAGUAGCCAUCUCUGUGAAAGGAAUGCUCCAUUGAAUCUGAAUGAUACUGUGAAGAAGGGUGAUGAAUGUGUAGAUGGUCAAAAUGAGAAUUUAAGGGUGGGAGCUGAGGUUUCGAAACCUGAAUCCCAUGUUGUUCCAACUAUAGUCGCGGCAGAGAGGGUUCCCGAGAGUAGAAGUAAUAGAACUUCUGGUGAUUCACGGAGAUCAUCUUCGGAAUCUGCUUGCCCCGAGUCCCUAGUUACUAAGCCUGAGGUGAGAGCUUCACAGUCUGACGGCCUUCAUUCUGACAACAUUGGCAUAGCUAGCACCGGCCAGCCAUAUGAUGAACGACCUAUGGAUCUGGAUUCACGAGGAGCCGAGAGCAGCCCUCACUUUGAAAGGAAUUUUUUGGUUGGUCUGAAUAAUUCCUUUCAGAAGGGUGAUGAACGUGGAGAUGGUUACAGUAAGAACGUAGGGGCUGAAAUUGAGGUUUCGAAACCGAAAUGCCAUGUGGUUUCAACCAUGGUGGUGGCAGACAGGGUUCUGCAGAGCAGACAGCUAACUGACGGUGGAGCUUCUGGCGAUUCACAGAGAUCCUCUGCGAAAUCUCCUCGCCAUGAGUCUCUUGUACCUCAGCCUGAGGUGAGAGCUUCAAAUUCUGAGGGUCUUUAUUCUGCCACCAUCGGCACUGCUAGCACUGGUCAGCCACAUGGCGAACCACUUAUGGAUGUAGACUCGAGUGGAGCUGAGGAUAGCCCUCAAUGUGGAAGGAAUGUUCCUUUGGAUCUGAAUGAUUCCAUAAAGAAGGAUGAUGAUUGUGGAAGUGGUCACAAUGAGAAUUUAGGGGCACAAGUUGAGGUUUUGGAACCUGAAUGCCAUAAUGUUUCUAUCAUGGUGGUGGAACAGAGGGUUCCAGAGAGUAGAAAGCUAAGUGGUGGAGCUUCUAAUUCCCAGAGAUCAUCUGAUGGAUCUCUUUGCCAUGAGUCUCAUGGAACUCUGCCUUGGGCAAGAGCUUCAAAGUUCGAGGGCCUUCAUUCUGAUACCAUUGCCACUGCUAUCAGCAGCCAGCCACAUGAACAAGGACCUAUGGUUCUGGAUAUGGGAAGAGCAGAGGAUGACCAUCCCUGCAAAAGGAAUGCUCCAGUGGAUAUGAGUGAGGCCUUGCAGAAGGACGAUGAGUGUGGUGAUGGGUACAAUGAGAAUUUAAGAGCGCACAUUGGGGUUAUGGAACCAGAAUGCUGUGAUAUUUCAACCAAAGCGGUGGCAGAAGGGGUUCAAGAGAGUAUAAAGCUAAGCUAUGGAUUUUCCGGUGAUUCACAAAGAGCAUCCAUGGAUUCUCCUUGCCACGAGUCUCAUUUCACUCAGCCUGAGGCGAGAGCUUUACAUUCUGAGGUUCAGCCACAAGAUUGGCCUAUACGUGCAGAUUCUGAAGCGGUACGGAGUAGCCCUCACUGCAUCCAAAAGUUUCCAAUGGAUGCAAAUAAUUCUCCAAAGAAAGAGGACCAAUCUAGAGAUGAUUACUAUGACAAUUUAGGUGCUCCAAUCCAUGUUUCGGGUGCUGGAAAAGAAAUAUCUUUACCGAGGGUCCCUCAGCACUUCAUAGGGAUGAAAGAUGGUGAUCCAUGUCGUCUCCCAAUCGGUAACCAUUUGGAGGAGGCUAUUGAUGAUUUACCACCAGGGGUACAGAGGGGUCCCCGAGACUAUCUAAGGGGAGUUUGGGAUUACGCAAGGAAGGCAGCUCACCAGGCCAGGGUUAACUCACUGGAGGCUUCCUUGUCUCAAAAACGGGUUCGUGAAUUGGAGUCUCAAGUGCAGUCUCUGAAUCAACUUAUGGAGGAUUGGAAGCAUAAGGCCCUAGAUUUCAUGGAGCGUAGUCGUUGCUUUGGGAGUUCCCUUGCUCCUAUUCACGUUUUGCCAGUCACUGGGACGGGACUUCCUGAUGCAGAGCCAUUUCACCGUCUUCCUUUGGCUGCUACUUCCACUGGAGCUGUAUUCACUCCCAAGGAAAAUCCACUCGUUGAGGGCAUACGAACGACUCCCCCAUCUGGGCCUGGCGUAUCGAUGGGGUUCACACCCACCGGACGAUUAAUAGCCUGGGCUCCCGAGCGUUGCUCCUCUAGUGCUUCACCAACCGCGAUGAACAAUGACACCUACCCUUCAUCUAUUCAACAUCUUAGCAUUAGUACUGACGCCAUCAAGACUUGCACUUUGCCUCCUACUGGUGGUGUCUUGGGUUCCAGCGCCAACUGUGUUCAGAAGCCACGCCAUGUACGAAGGGUGAGGUUCGAAGGACUAGACGACGACAACGACGACGGUGAUGGAAAUGUGAGGCCUUUCCAUGUGCCUAAGAAGAGGAGGACACAUGACUACUCGUCUCGAAAAGAAGAAGCACCAACCUUGCAUAAGACCUCUGACGGUUAGUACAAUAUACAUGUAUAGACUAUAGUAAGUUAUAGAGUACAUAGGGGCUGUCUCUAUAUGGUCGAGAGGCAUUAUUUAGCUACCCUUUGCUUAGGCGCAUUGCUUCAAAGAAGAUAAAUGAGAGAAUCUGCUGUUUCCCUCAUCUUGGCUUUUGUUUCCUUUUUUUUGGUUGGCUAGGGAUGGUUGUUGCAUUGGCUUCUGAUUAUUUAUCGUUAUGGUUCCUUCCUGACUCAAAUUUCCUCGCUAUCUUUUGUUAGAAUAACACUACUUCGGUAUCUGCUGUGUUGUGUGCUUCGGGUUACCUGAUAACAUAUCGAGCUACUUCGAUCAUGAAUAGCACAAAAUACUUUCAUUUCCUUGUAUAAA
Linum tenue is the source of this 3940-nucleotide messenger RNA. NCBI's taxonomy places the organism in Eukaryota, Viridiplantae, Streptophyta, Magnoliopsida, Malpighiales, Linaceae. The record is from the annotation of a GenBank genome assembly.